Messenger RNA from Topomyia yanbarensis, 1157 nucleotides. Its product is annotated as synapsin-1. The coding region runs from base 378 to 722 and encodes 114 amino acids. The transcript is spliced from 4 exons. The record is from RefSeq and is a predicted model, not a curated record. NCBI's taxonomy places the organism in Eukaryota, Metazoa, Arthropoda, Insecta, Diptera, Culicidae.
CGUAAGUCAUUUAGCGUUUAGCCAGUGUUCGAAGUGCUAGGAUUUUCCUGAUCCAAUACUGUAACGCUCUAGUCUUCCCCCUCCCGGUGAAACUAGUGCUGCCGGUCGUGUCUGUGUCCUUUUGUCUAUGAUCCGCAUUUCCACCGCCGUUGCUGCUGUCGUGGGAGUGUGUGAUCGUGCUUUUGCGGUGUGAUUAUUUUGUUCUGGUCCAUUACCUUCACGUUUUGCGGUUUAUCUACGCCUUUUGAGACCGUGGGAGACAGUGCUGCCAGAGCCGAAGGCCCGGAAGGAUCGUGUGUGUGCCUAACGACGCUUCGAAGCAGUGGAAUUUUUCUGUGAUCUAGUCUGUGGAACGCGUGAAAAACCUGACAGCCGAAAUGAAAGUUCUCGCCAUCUGCCUCGCGCUUCUGAUGUCCCUGGUGCUGGUGACGGCACAGCACUAUGGAAGACCCCUGACGGCGUUCGAUCUGAGCUCGCUGACCGGGGACUUUGGUGGACCGAGUGCCUUCGCUGAUGCGGACUUUAGCUCCAAUCGACUAACCGCGGCUAGCGGGCGCGAUCCACGACAGAACCGAGGUCCGGUCGUGUUCCCUCCACCCCCAACGGACGGUCCCAUGGAAUCCAGCGGUGUAGUCGUCGGUGCUUCCGGUUACGGUUUCGUGCCUCCGAGUACUCCACAAAAUUCCUUUAACUCUGUUUUCAGAAAUCUAAGAUACUUCUAGUCUAGUUUAAUCAUUCGCUGUAAUUUCGAAAUUUGAAAAUUUUAGUCCUUUCUAACUCCUUCUUCGGUCAAGUUUACUUUCGACGAAAAGCUGCAGCAUCACAACGCGUGUUGGUUAGUGGUUAGCAGUCGCUUAGUUUAAGACGUUAGUCUAGAAGUCAAGGAAACUCGAGCUCGCUCGGGCCGAAUUUGCUGCCAUAUCAAAUUUGGUAUCUAUUGAUAAGAAAGGAUUUACCUUUUAGGGACCCCUGGUUCUCGUGCGAAUAACAGUGUAAAAAAACGUAGGAGAAGCAGGGGUGCUCUUUGUUUCAGCAGUAAGCCCUGUACAAAUUGAACCCAAGAAGCACCGAAGAACGAAAAAAAAAAAACGAAUUGUAUAGGAAAACUUGUAACAUAGGGUUAUUAACUAUUUUAUUUAAUAAAUUAUUCUAGUUGA